Molecule: messenger RNA, 1316 nt
Organism: Chionomys nivalis (European snow vole)
Lineage: Eukaryota; Metazoa; Chordata; Mammalia; Rodentia; Cricetidae
Product: proteinase-activated receptor 1-like
Exons: 1
Coding region: 20-1015 (331 amino acids)
Biological process (GO): G protein-coupled receptor signaling pathway
Cellular component (GO): membrane
Molecular function (GO): G protein-coupled receptor activity
Source: RefSeq, a predicted model, not a curated record
CAAGUCAGCCCUGAAGACCAUGAACUUAUCCUUUGAGCGCUGCAACAUAUCUGACUGGUUGAAACUGGAGGCCACGGUGAAGGCCUCUGUGUACGUGGUGGCUUUCUCCAUCGCCACAUCCAUCACCGUUGUCAUUAUCGCAAUAGUGUCACAGGAUCUGCAGCUGAGGAAAGAGGUCCGACUGGUCCUCCUCUGUCAUCACCUGCUGUGCAUCUCUUCAUACUGUGGCCUGGGGGUUGUCUUCCAAGGAAUGCGGGCCUUGCUGGCCAACAGCCCCCUGCUGCUGUGCUGGCUGGUAUUUGGGGCACAGCUAAGUGUGGGAGAAGGGAUCCUCCUUACUCUGGCCUUGAUGGCGCUCAACACUUACCUGGCCAUUUGUUAUCCCCUGAACUCUCCAUCCUUUGUAGAGUCUGCCAAGUACAGGAUUCUGACUGGAACCUGGACCGCUGUUCUACUCAAGAAUAUUGGCAUAUUCCUCCUAGAGGCCACUAGCCCUCCUCCAGCCUCUGUUUUCCAGUCUGCCCCGCUCUGUCCUGUCAUCUUGAACGGUACGCCUGCCAGAGUCAUCGGCAUGCUUUUCCUUGCCCUUCCUUUAUCUGUCAUCCUUGUGUGUUACUGUCUGAUAUACCGAGAAGGGAAGCGGGCUGGCCAUUUUAACAGAUCCAACAUCAGGGCCAGGAGAACUGUCCUCGUUCAUCUAUUGCAGAUAAGCUUACACGUCAUCCCCACGUUCAUAGUCAUAGGUUUGGGAAAGCGGUGUGGGGUGUUUUUCUUUACUCUAAAUCUGGUGCUUUUUGGUGUCUUUGCAUUUGCACAGUGUUUCAACCCUCUGGUGUAUGGGCUAUGCAGCAGAGACCUGCAGAGAAAACUCUACCCUUGGCUGUGCUGUCAGAAGAACCAGCAGGGGGCUGGCUUAAACAAAGAUUUAGCUCUUCCUAGUAACUCCAGACUUAAUAGGGGUGUGAGGGCUGAGGACUUGCCUUGCAUUCAGCCCCAAACUGUUGCUGUGCUUUGAUUUUGAAAGCAGUGAGACUUCUCAACUGCAACCUUGGUGAGGUCAGCUAGUGCCUUUGACACUAAACCCAGAUGAGCACUUUCUGAUCAGCCUGAAUAUGACAGCCGAAAGGGGCGAAUCUAGGAGUCACAUGAUAAUGGAGUCACUGGAAAGACUGGGUAAACAGAAGUCAGGGUCCUGCAGACUGGUGGCAUGUCAAGGUAGGCCAAGAGUCUAAGAGCCGUAAGCUCUGGGCACUCCCAUCUUGACAACUUUGUUCUGUCAGUAGAAAGAGCAACAAGAUGGCUUCUACCCACAUGCU